CGGGCCCGGCAUGACGCGAGCGCAUUCAAACAGCCGAGGCCGUUGAUUCCAGCGACGACCCGACCUACCCUACUCUCACUCCGCCUCCUCUACCGACCUUUCAUCCCUCCGCACUGUACCUCACUUGGAGCCACGCGACCGUCCCGGCCUCGGACUCUUUCCACUCAUGUCUUUUCUUGGAGGCGCUGAAUGCUCCACCGCGGGCAACCCUCUCAGCCAGUUCACCAAGCAUGCUCAAGAUGACAAAUCGCUGCAAAGGGACCGCUUGGUAGGGCGGGCGCCGGGAGGGCUUCAGGAAGGAUUGAGGAAUCAGGCGCUAGGUGUGGCCCAAGAUCAAAUGAUGAACGAGUUCCUCCAUGAGCCCUCACAUGUCCCUCAGGCUGCUGGUCCUGCAUCACCCUUUGCCAUGGAGCACAUGCGGCGCGAACUGGAGCAGGCGUCUCGGUUACAGCAAAGCGGUUCGCCCAGCUGGGCCGCGGAAUUCGAUCCAGGCAUGGAUAUUGCACACGCGGAACCGUCUUUCAACCGCCCUCUUGCCGCCGGAUUCAGUCCUGCCGAGUUCGCCAAGUUUCAGCAGAUGGAAGCGAACGGACCAGUGAGAACGGCUAGUCCUGCCGGGACUCCCUCGGCUAUGAUGGGCUAUCAAAGACCUAUGGGGUUUGGUAUGAGUAGUAUGGGAAUGGGAAUGGGAAUGAUGAACAGGCCAUAUGCUACCGCUGGAAUCUCGCAACCGAUGGAAGCGGAUGCCAAAGGCAAAUCCCGCAUGGUUGAGCUUGAUGAGAAAGACUGGGAGGCUCAGUUCGCGCAACUCGAAUCAACCCGUCAACACGACCCCGAAAGUUUGGAUGCUGAGGCGAAUUCAGCAAUGGAGGCUGAAUUGAACGAUAUUGACAGAGCGCUCGUCGAAGAGGAAAACAUGGCUGCGGGCUUAAAUAUGGGCGACCUGGACCAGUGGGAAGGCUUUGACGGUCUGAACACACACUCCUUAAGAGAUCCGCAGCUCGGCGAUUAUCUCUUCGAACAGACCAAUCCGUUCAAAACCGUCCACGAUCCUUUUGCAGAGGGAAUGGAAAUCCUCUCCAAUGGCGGGAACUUGUCAGUUGCAGCCUUGGCCUUUGAGGCAGCAGUUCAAAAAGACCCCCAGCACGUGGAUGCGUGGACUAAACUUGGUGCGGCACAAGCACAAAAUGAAAAAGAAUCGCCUGCCAUCCGCGCCUUGGAGCAAGCCCUCAAACUCGAUCCAUCGAACCUUGAGGCCUUGAUGGGCCUUGCUGUCUCGUACACUAACGAGGGCUAUGAUAGCACUGCAUACCGAACUCUGGAGCGGUGGCUCGCCACAAAGUAUCCGUCCCUCAUAGGCCCCGAUGAGCCUCUAUCUUCGGCUGCCGAUGUUGGUUUCACGGACAGGCAUCUUUUGCACGAGAAGGUGACGAACCUUUUUAUCCAAGCUGCUCAAUUGUCACCUUCAGGGGAACAGAUGGACCCCGAUGUCCAAGUAGGCCUUGGAGUGCUAUUCUACGGUGCGGAAGAAUAUGACAAGGCUGUCGACUGCUUUGGUGCUGCGCUUGCCAGCACGGAGCAAGGGACGAGCAAUCAGCGCGACCAAGUGCAUCUGUUAUGGAACCGGCUAGGUGCUACACUUGCCAACUCUGGUCGUAGCGAAGAGGCGAUUGACGCCUACGAGCGGGCAUUAGCACUCCGCCCGAACUUCGUACGUGCACGAUACAACCUCGGCGUUUCUUGCAUCAACAUUGGGUGUUUUGAGGAAGCGGCCCAGCACUUGCUGGGAGCACUGGCAAUGCACAAAGUGGUGGAGGAAGAAGGGCGGGAAAAGGCCCGCGAAGUCGUGGGGGAGGGGGUCAGUGAAGGGGAGCUGGACAGGAUGAUCAGCCAGAACCAGUCGACGAACCUCUUCGACACGCUCAGGCGAGUCUUCAGUCAAAUGAACAGGAGGGACUUGGGCGACAUGGUAGGCCCGGGCAUGGACAUCGAUCGCUUUCGGAGCGAGUUCGAGUUUUGAGGCUGCAAUGAAGUCUCUGGAAGGAUGAGCCAGUGCAUGCACGGCGGCCCACAUUCGGUGUUUGGACUAGAGCCUCAGUGCUGUAGCUAAAGGCAAACGUAAGCAAGGAGCGUCAUCCGCCGUGCAUAUUUUGGCCAGCACGACCGUUUCAUCGCCUCCUUGCAGCGCAAAUGAGACGGUGAUCGCGUCUUCACGGGCGCGUGCGCUUCCCACACGGUUGAUUCCCCAUCGCAUCCCUGCCUUUAGUGGUCCCGGCACUCGACCGCCUGUUGUAAUAGUAGGAGU
Aplosporella prunicola CBS 121167 is the source of this 2305-nucleotide messenger RNA. RefSeq lists its product as uncharacterized. Gene Ontology annotation, molecular function: protein binding. The transcript has 3 exons. NCBI's taxonomy places the organism in Eukaryota, Fungi, Ascomycota, Dothideomycetes, Botryosphaeriales, Aplosporellaceae. The record is from RefSeq and is a predicted model, not a curated record. Gene Ontology annotation, biological process: protein import into peroxisome matrix, docking. Gene Ontology annotation, cellular component: peroxisomal membrane; cytosol. Bases 167 to 2020 code for a protein of 617 amino acids.